CCCUCCAACUUCUUUUUAAACUAAACCUGCGCCGCCCACACUUUUCACGAUUCGUGUGGAUUUCUUGGAAUUUUUUUGCCCGAGACAAAGAAAAAGUCGUCUCUCUCACACGCGAAAUUUCGUUGAUACUUCCUUCUUUGGAUCUGUUUCUAUCCGUAGAAUUCUCCGUUCUUGUUAACUUGUUUUGUCCGGCAAUGCGAUAUCAGAGUCUCUAGAUCGAAUUGGUUUGGAUCGGAUAUUAGGGCUUUCGUGUAGGUGAUGAUGACGACGACGAUGGAGAACGGUGGCCCUUCGAAUUUGGCGGGUAGCGGUAACGAAGAGGGGGAUGAGUACGACGGGGGAGAUUUUAUGGAGAUAGAUCUCGAAACCAUUAUGCAAGUCCUUAACGAGGAUACUAAUCCGAGUACUCCAGAAGAUUUAUCAUUUAAUAAUUUGUCGAAAUCUGGGUCAACUCCUGAUGUCAGCCAGUAUGAGAACUCUCUGCCGCAAAUAGGAUAUCAAGUCUUAGAUUGUACACUACCAUUAGGGGCUGACUCAAAAGAUUAUGCUACAUUGAACCUUCCAUAUAAUUCAGAGUCACUUGAUGCUAGGAGUGCUGGUUUAGGUGGUUCAUUAGAUUCUUUAGAAGAUGCCGGUGUCGUCUUUGAUCAUCAGAUGUUGGAAUCCUCAGCCCCGAGGGGCUCUCCUGUGCAUACCUACCAUGUUGAAGGAAAUUAUUUAGCUUUUACAGGGAAUCAUGAGACAGAAAUGUUUAGAGUAUCUCAAUUUGAGGUACCCAGUUGCAGUGCGGCCUCUAAUUUUUCCAUUGGAGAUGCUAAACAUGUUUCAGCUCAUGCAGAUAAUAUUGAUAUUAACAUCUCAGAUGCUGGAACUGGGUUUCAAUUCAGUCAUGCAGUUGGGGCAGUUCCUUCCAAAUUACUUGUAGAUGCUGCACAGAGCCCCGUGAUGUGGGAUUUUGAUGGAAAUUUCAGAUGCUAUGAUGCAUCUGCUGAAAACAGCUUGGGAACACUGGGAGGACCAGAAACAGAAAGUGAUAAACCUAAUGAGAUACCUUUCACGGAUGCUGAUAUGUCUCCUCAUACCAUGACUUCUGCUGACUCUACUCUGUGCCAUAGGUCUGAUUUUGCCAGUGAGUUCAAUGAUCAUCAUUUGAGCAUGCAGUACUACAUGAAUACAGAUGAUUUGGCCUUGUCUGAUUACACUCAGCAUUGUUUGCUUCAUAGUUCCAGUUUGCAAGCUUUUCCUAGUACAGAAAGAAGUGUGACCAAAACAAAGGAGGAAUCGGGAGAGUUUCCAACAGAAAGUGCAUACUCAACUAGCAAGAUAUGGAGUGCUCCAGAAGGAAGUACUAGUACUUCCGUAUCAGAGAUAUCAAAGGUGGACUACUGGGCUGUGAACAGCCAGAAUUUCAAAUCUGAAGAUAGCAAUUAUGUUUCUCCAUUCUGUCAAAAUUCUUCAUUUGACACGGAUGGUAGAUUAAUUGAUGACAAUGUAUGCGUGAUGACAAGGCCAGUUUUUGGUGUAAAGAAUGAAAAGUAUGAUGAAAUUGUAGCGUCCAGUAGCACAAUGUGCCACUCUGUUCCAAUGAUUGAUGAAACUAUUGGUAAAAAUAUUUCUUAUGGCAUUAAGGACUUGAAGCAGCCAUUCCCUGGUACUUCGCCUUUUAUUUCGAGUCAGGAACUCAUGGCUUGCCCAAAGUUUGAGAAAGAAGACAUGAUUGUCCAAUCAAGCAGAGGGCUUGUGGGUGAAAUUGCUGUUACAUCUCCCAUUGGUGGUGCAGGCUUUGAUUUAAAUGCCAUGGAGCAAUAUUUUCCCUGUCCUCAGCCAUUCACUUCAGAUGACUGGUCGUCCGGUUGCAUUAAGAAUGACACAAAGGGUAAAUUGAUUCAACCCAAGUGUUUGAAUCCUCACCUUUCAAAGGUCAGCCCUGAAUCAAUUCAGAGUAAUUCUUCAGAUAACAAGUCUCAAGUUGAUAAUGAUCCCGAUAUAUGUAUUCUUGAAGAUAUCAGCCAACCUGCCAAAACUAUUUUUUCUCAAGUACUUGUUAAAACUGCUACUACUUUGCCACCUUCUACUUAUGGUGAUUCGCCUAACUACAACGGAGAUAUGAGCACAAGACUUAAGACAAACGAUGAGAGAUUAGUUUUUCGAGUUGCAUUGCAGUAUCUUUCUCAGCCAAAAUGUGAAGCUAGUCCACCAGAUGGUGUUUUGGCAGUACCUCUUCUGAGGCAUCAGCGAAUCGCCUUGUCAUGGAUGGUUCAAAAGGAGACAUCGAGCCUGCAUUGUUCUGGAGGAAUUCUCGCGGAUGAUCAGGGAUUGGGAAAGACAAUAUCAACAAUUGCACUCAUACUCAAGGAGAGACCUCCAUCUUGUAAGCCACAGUCAGUUGCUAUUAAAAAAGAAGAGUUAGAAACCCUAAAUUUGGAUGAUGAUGAUGAGGUUCGUGAGCUUGAUGGAAUGAAGCCAAAUGCUUAUCAUUCUAAAGUUCUGUCAAGUUACACUGAAAUGAAUAAAUUGAAUUGUCUGGGGCAAGCAAAGGGAAGGCCAACUGCUGGAACCCUUGUUGUCUGUCCCACAAGUGUCCUUCGGCAAUGGGCUGAGGAGUUGCAUAAUAAGGUGACUGGUGAAGCUAAGCUAUCUGUUUUGGUAUACUAUGGAAGCAAUAGGACAAAGGAUCCUUAUGAGCUGGCAAAGUACGAUGUUGUCCUCACAACAUAUUCGAUUGUAAGCAUGGAAGUACCUAAGCAACCUCUCGUUGAUGGAGAUGAUGAUGAAAAGAGAAAGGCUGAAGGGAAUGGUGUUACACUCAUGGGGUUUUCAUCCGGUAAGAAAAGGAAGUACCCCCCUGGUGCUGGUAAAAAAUGUUCUAAACACAAAAAGGGGCUGGACAGUUCACUGCUUGAGUCUGUUGUUCGCCCUCUUGCAAAGGUGGGAUGGUUUAGGGUUGUCCUAGAUGAGGCACAAAGUAUUAAGAAUCACAGAACUCAAGUAGCACGGGCCUGUUGGGGUCUUCGUGCUAAACGAAGGUGGUGCUUAUCAGGGACUCCAAUCCAAAAUUCUAUUGAUGAUCUUUACAGCUAUUUUAGAUUCUUAAGAUACGAGCCUUAUGCUGUCUACAAGUCAUUCUUGUCUACAUUAAAGAUUCCAAUUAGUAAGAAUCCAGCAAAAGGGUACAGAAAGUUGCAAGCUGUUUUGAAGACAGUAAUGCUACGUCGUACAAAAGGCACACUUCUUGACGGGGAACCAAUUAUCAACUUACCUCCCAGAUUGGUAGAACUUAAAAAAGUGGAUUUUACGUUGGAGGAACGUGAUUUUUACUCCAGAUUAGAGAGUGACUCACGUGCACAGUUUAAAGAAUAUGCCGAUGCUGGAACUGUCAAACAAAAUUAUGUAAACAUUUUGUUGAUGCUCUUGCGCCUUCGUCAAGCUUGUGAUCAUCCUUUUCUUGUUAGGGGGGUGGAUUCAAGUUCUAUGUGGACAUCCUCCAUUGAGAUAGCAAAGAAGCUUCCUCGAGAUAAACAAAUUUAUCUUCUGAGUUGUUUAGAAGCUUCCUUAGCAAUUUGUCACAUCUGUAACGAUCCACCUGAAGAUUCUGUUGUCUCAGUCUGUGGUCACGUUUUUUGUAACCAAUGCAUCUGUGAACAUCUUACUGGUGAAGACAACCAUUGCCCAGCCAUUAACUGCAAAGUUCAGCUCCGUGUGGCUUCGGUGUUCUCCAAAACGAUAUUAAACAGUUGCAUCUCCAACCAGCCCGGUCAAGAUCAGUCUUCUGAUGGUUCAGGCCCCGAGCCUGUGGAUGCUCUCGAGUGUUCUGAACGGUCCCCAUAUGAUUCUUCAAAAAUCAAGGCUGCUCUUGAGAUCCUACAAUCACUGGCUAAACCUAUAGAUAAGGCAUCAACUAAAGAUUUCUUACAGAGCUCUUCCAAUAAAGAUACUGAUUGUCCUGAAAACACAUACGAUACUGGCGUUACACCUAAUCCUAGCCCUGAUAAUUCAGUUAGGGCAGUGGGAGGGAAAGCCAUAGUAUUUUCUCAGUGGACAAGAAUGCUAGAUUUGCUUGAAACUUGUCUUAGCAAUUCCUCCAUUCAAUAUAGAAGACUAGAUGGAACAAUGUCUGUUGUGGCUAGAGAUAAGGCUGUGAAGGAUUUUAACACUCUCCCUGAGGUUACUGUUAUGAUUAUGUCUUUGAAAGCUGCUAGUCUUGGAUUGAACAUGGUUGCUGCUUGUAAUGUUGUUCUGCUGGACCUGUGGUGGAACCCUACUACUGAAGAUCAGGCAAUUGAUCGAGCACAUCGUAUUGGACAGACACGUCCUGUUAAAGUUUUGCGGUUAACUGUGAAAGAUACAGUUGAAGAUCGUAUUUUAGCUCUUCAGCAAAAGAAGAGAGAGAUGGUUGCAUCAGCAUUUGGAGAGGAUGAAACUGGCAGUCGCCAGACUCGCCUCACCGAAGAGGACUUGCAAUACCUCUUUAUGGGCUGAAGGAAUUUCAACAUCUGGUGGAUAUUUUUGCUAUAUGCUAACCAUAUACCAUGUACAGGUUCAUUUUUGGCAAGUUCAGACUGCCUGGUUUCACAGAUAUUUUUGUCAGACAUUGAUUUGCUACUACAGGAGUAACACAGAGAGAAGUUGCUGUCCACAGGUCGAUCAAAUGAAUAGUCCAGAGAGAGAAUACCAUUGAUGUUAUUCAUUUUUCUAUCUUUUAAAGUCUUAGGCAUUAAUCUCUUUUUCAUUUUCAUCUACCAAUUAUAUUGUAAAGGACGCGUAGGUCAGUGGUUCAGAGCAGGAAAAAGAAUAUAGUUGAAUAGAUAUACUUCUCAGCCCCAACUGUAAAUGAUAGUAAUUGGUUAUCUUCUUCUCUUCUUUCUCGUGUUAUUUUUCAAAUACAACAUUUUUGUUUUCCAA
Tripterygium wilfordii is the source of this 4902-nucleotide messenger RNA. RefSeq names its product helicase-like transcription factor CHR28. Gene Ontology annotation, molecular function: ATP-dependent chromatin remodeler activity; metal ion binding; ATP binding. NCBI's taxonomy places the organism in Eukaryota, Viridiplantae, Streptophyta, Magnoliopsida, Celastrales, Celastraceae. The coding region runs from base 259 to 4479 and encodes 1406 amino acids. The record is from RefSeq and is a predicted model, not a curated record. The transcript is spliced from 13 exons.